ACGUCAAGGCACGAUAUAUGAUGUCGGUGCCGCGCCGGUGACGUCCGUGGUACAUAGCUAGCUAGCUAGGUACGGUAUUUUAUUUCGCUGCAGCUAGCUCGUUAGCCAGCCUUGCCCUUGGCUUGGAGUGCAAAACAUUCCUCAAAAUGAUAUCUAGAACCACUGCAGGUGUUGUGGCUGGUGUGGCGGGAACGUUAUUCAUCGGUUACUGUAUUUAUUUCGAUCGAAAGAGAAGGAGCGAUCCAUUAUUCCGCCAAAAGCUGAAAGAACGAAGAAGGUUGAGAGGAGAGCAAAGUUCAAAGACGAGUAGCGGAAGUUCAGGAGAGGGACAAAAACUAGAGAUUCCAGAUUUGAAGGAUGCUGAAGCUGUUCAGAGUUUCUUCUUACAGCAAGUUCAACGUGGAGAGCAAUUACUUGCAGAAGGUGAUUUUGAGAAUGGGGUUGAGCAUCUGAGUAAUGCUGUAGCUGUAUGUGGCCAACCUCAGCAGUUAUUACAAGUUCUCCAUCAGACUCUACCGGCACCAGUCUUCCAGCUCUUGGUUCAUAAACUACCUGUGACCAGCAAGAAAAUUGCUGCUUUGAGUGAAGCAAGGAGUUCUUCAUCAGGGGCUACAGUGAAGGAAUUGGACGACUUGGAAUGAAUUCCAGUUGCCAUCUGAAAUCAAAGAGUGAUUAACAUGAACAUAAAAUUAUAAAAUUACAUGUAAACUGUUGUUAGAUAAAGUCUGUCUGGAGCUGAAAGGCUAGCUUCUCUGAUGAGGAACUUAAAAAGUCUACAUUCAUGAGAUUAUAGUUCUUGUUGAGGAUGGACUAUGCAUCUGUCAUCAUUGACAUCUGACAACAAGAGGCAAAGUUGAUAAUUGCUAUGCACCAUAUUAACUUCUGUUCAGUUCUUUGCGGUCAGUUGUCAAUUGGUUCUGUCACAUUUGCUUAAUGUUGUAUUUGUACACUGAUCAUUUGCACCUAGGAUCCUCGUGAACAAUAUCAUUGAUGAAUUAAGUUUCAUAACAGCUGUAAUGUAAAACAUAGUAUUACUCAAGACCCAUGUAUUGCUUUCGUUAUAAAGUGAGCACAAAUACAGAUCCUUUCCAAAGAAAACACAUUUUAAUGAAGAUUUUGACGCUUGGAAAAUGUAUUUCUUGAUUUAAAUGUCUAAGAACUUGAACAAAUACAUGUACUGUAUGGUAGUUUUUUAAAAGGAAAUUUGUUGUAAGACCCUAAAAUAACUUAUGUCACAUGUCCCCUACGGCAGCCACACGGCGAGUCGAUAACAGCUUAACAUCUUUUGUACCAGCUACAUAAUAGGGUAGGUGGUUUGAAUACGAAUGAAUAAAACAGCAGUUUUUACUCUCCGUACAGCCGCUGUAGGGGAAAUGUGACUGCGGCAUAAGGUGCGUUUUCUCCACCUCCAUGAAUUGCACUAGCCAGAGAGUAUUGUACUGGAUUACUUUAAAGACCUGAUCGAUCAUAAACAGAUAUUGUAGCAUUUGCUCCAUGUGCUUCAUUCCAUUGUUUUUAAAUGAAUCACAGGUGAGAAGAGUUUGGCUGCCCUCCUACCAUGGUGUACAUAUCCUGUAUGGAAAUGUUCUCUGAGAAGACAAAUCAGUAGGUGUGUUCAUUUCUGAUGUGGAAAGGAGUCUUCAGAAGAUACCAAUGUAAGGUCUAUUGUUAUUUGACUAAUAGGUUAUACCGGUAAUCCAUAAAGGGGCUAAAAAGCUUACUAGGUAAAACUAGCAUUAAGUUCUCAAUGAAUUGCAGAUAGCAUGGGUGUACCAAUAUGAUUCAAAGUAUAUAUAUUUUUUUUUCUAUGGGAGCUACAUGUAUAUAAGGUAGCCAAAAGGGGGGGGGGGGGUUUCAUAAAGCUGUUCGUAAGUUAAGAGCAACUUUAAGAACGACUGGUGAACCUUUCAUACGCGCUUAACCAUCGCCAAUGAAUAUACCAUUUUCCACAAGAAGGGAUCUCCAGUCGUUCUUAAAGUCGCUCUUAACUUACGAACAGCUUUAUGAAAUGCCCACCAGGAAAAUACACUUUGAAUACGUUAUUUUUUUUUAUCUAUAUGUAAAAUUUCAAUUUAUUUAGUGUGAUAUCCCACACUGGUGUAAAUCAUGCCUUCAUCUCAAUGUUGAUUUAUAGAGCUGUUGAAAAAAGGGAUAACUCCAAGGUUGAUGUAUAAUGGAUCCAUGAUAUAACUGUACUGUAUACACCAGAUAUUUUGCAUACAUAUGUCAUGAUUUGCUUUGAGAGAUGGGAGAAUUCAGUCUAUUUUUCAUGAUUUUUAUUGGGAUUUAUCACACUGUCAACAUGAAGUAAUUAAAUUCAAAGGUCCAGAUGUCAUAAAAAUUUUGUAAAAUCAUUGACAGGACUUCCUGAAUAUUCAGUGUAUACAGCAUACCUUUCAUGCCAUUGUAUUUAGUUUUUAUAAGCCAUUGUGGUAAAGCUGUACUAUAUUUAUUCCUUGAUACUCACUGGAGCAAUGUACAGUCAUACUUAUAUGAUUUAAUAAUGUACAUUGAAACAUUGGAGAGAAAGAGUAUACUGUUACUACAGUGGUCUUUUUUAUGACUUACAUAUAAAUACCUGUCAUCAGGAAACUAUAUAA
Molecule: messenger RNA, 2600 nt
Organism: Lytechinus pictus (painted urchin)
Lineage: Eukaryota; Metazoa; Echinodermata; Echinoidea; Temnopleuroida; Toxopneustidae
Product: mitochondrial import receptor subunit TOM20 homolog
Exons: 5
Coding region: 147-641 (164 amino acids)
Biological process (GO): protein targeting; tRNA import into mitochondrion; protein import into mitochondrial matrix
Cellular component (GO): mitochondrial outer membrane; mitochondrial outer membrane translocase complex
Molecular function (GO): transmembrane protein transporter activity
Source: RefSeq, a predicted model, not a curated record